GCAGAGCUGAGCCAUAUUUAAACAGCUGCAGCAAAAGUAGUACAGAAUUUUGUGAGAAUGCAAAAGAAGGGAAAACUGAAGCUGCUAUUAAAAACUUCAGUCCAUACUACAGUCGGCAGUACUCAGUGGCUUUCUGCAACCAUGUACGCAGUGAAGUAGAGCAACAAAGAGAUCCAACAUCACAAUUUUUGAAGACCAAGGCCCCACUGGAACCUGGAACUGUGUUAUAUGAAGCAGAGCUCUCACAGUUUGCAGAAGACAUAAAGAAAUGGAAGGACAGAUAUGUUGUGGUUAAAAAUGAUUUUUCUGUGGAAAGCUAUGAGAACAAAGAGGCCUAUCAAAAAGGAGCUGCUCCUAAAAGCCGAAUUCUUCCAGCUGGCGGCAAGGUGCUAACCUCAGAAGAUGAAUAUAAUCUAUUAUCUGACAAGCAUUUCCCAGAUCCCAUUGCUUCCAGUGAGAAGGAGAACGCUCAGCCUUUUGUGGCCUUGCCAAAGGCCUUCCCGGUGUACCUGUGGCAGCCCUUCCUGAGACACGGCUACUUCUGCUUCCAUGAGGCUGCUGACCAGAAGAAGUUCAGCACGCUCCUGAGUGACUGCGUCAGACACCUGAACCACGAUUACAUGAAACAGACGACAUUUGAAGCCCAAGCCUUUUUAGAAGCUGUUCAGUUCUUCCGACAGGAGAAGGGUCAUUACGGCUCGUGGGAAAUGAUCACUGGGGAUGAAAUCCAGGUCCUGAGUAACUUGGUGAUGGAGGAGCUCCUGCCAACCCUUCAGACAGACCUGCUGCCUAAAAUGAAGGGCAAGAAAAAUGACAGAAAGAGGGCCUGGUUUGGUCUCCUGGAAGAAGCCUACAACCUGGUUCAGCAACAAGUUUCAGAAGGAUUAAGUGCGUUGAAGGAGGAAUGCAGAACCCUGACAAAGGGCCUGGAAGGAACAAUUCGUUCAGACAUGGAUCAAAUUGUGAAUUCAAAGAACUUUUUAAUUGGAAAGAUCAAAGCAAUGGUGGCCCAGCCAGCGGAGAAAACCUGUGGGGAAAGUGUGCAACCAUUCCUGGCAUCCAUUCUGGAGGAGCUCAUGGGGCCCAUGAGCUCAGGGUUCAGUGAAGUACGCUCACUUUUUGAAAAAGAAGUGGAUGAACUCAGCCAGAGCUUUCAGACCACCAAGGACAGCAUUCAGCUAAAGGAGCAUCUGGACCAGCUUAUGAAUCUGCCACUAGAUUCUGUGAAGAUGGAACCUUGCUACACUAAGGUCAACCUGCUUCAAGAGGGCCUGCAGGAUCUCAAGAGCCGCUUCAGAUUCCCACACGUUGACCUGGUGGUCCAGAGGACACAGAACUACAUGCAGGAGCUAAUGGAGAAUGCAGUGUUCACUUUCGAGCAGUUGCUCUUCCCGCAUCUCCAGGGAGAGGCCUCCAGAACUGCUGCUGCCAUUGAGAAGGUGAAGCUCCGAGUCCUGAAGCAAUAUGAUUAUGACAGCAGCACCAUCCGGAAGAAGAUUUUUCAGGAGGCACUGGUUCAAAUCACGCUUCCCACUAUGCAGAAGGCAUUGGCAUCCACAUGCAAACCAGAGCUUCAGAAAUAUGAGCAGUUCAUUUUUGCAGAUCAUACCAAUAUGAUCCACGUUGAAAAUGUCUAUGAAGAGAUUUUAUAUCAGAUUCUCCUUGAUGAAACUCUGAAAGUGAUACAGGAGGCUGCCAUCCUGAAAAAGCACAAUUUAUUUGAAGACAACAUGGCCUUGCCUAGUGAAAGUGUGUCCAGCUUAACAGAUCUAAAACCCGCCAUUGGAUCAAACCAGGCCAGCCCUGCCAGGAUGGUGUCUGCCACUCUGGCUGGAGCUCCAGAUAGUGAGACCCCAAGUAACGAAGUGUUCCAAGAGUCAGAGGAAAAGCAGCAGCUGGGGGAUCCCACUUUAUUGGCCAAACAAGAAAGCCCUUCUUUCCUUGAGCCCAGCUCUGCCCUAGGUGGGGAGGGGCAGGCAACUGUCUCAAGUACUGAUGACCCUGCUGUGACUCCUAUGGCUGAGGAAGACACGGAAGAAACCCCGGGUGUACGCUCAGAAUUGGGAAGGGCCACCAAGAACGAAGAACCCGCCCGUGAAAAGCCAGGCUCCACGUCUGCCUCAGGAUCCUUGAAGGAGCUCAGAGAGCUGUUGGUGGUGACUGCUGAAGAGCCAGUGGAGUCUGCUGCGGUGAUUGAAAAAGACACAGAGGAGGAGGCACUUAUUCUUCAAGAAAAUGAAAAAGAAGAGGAAAAAACCCAAAUCAACACAGAGGCCGAGCAGGCAGCUGCCCCCCAGGAGGAUAGCUGUGAAGAAAGUGAAGUCAGUGAGAGGAAGGCCCAGUCUCCUCCUCCAGACGCUGAGGCCCCCGGGGUAGACCCGGGGACACUCCCUGAGGUGAGCAGCCCUGCUUCUCAGCCAGCCUGUGACGGGCUCACCAGAGAUCUCAUCGAGGACGCCAGCUGCCCAGGCCUCACAGCCGAGCCAGCAGAGGCCACAGAACCCCGCGAGGAGGAGCUGGCAGUGAGGGCUGCCACACCGGGUGCCCAUGAAGAAGAGGCCACUGGGAGCGCUGCAGAGGGCCAGGCCAUGCGGCAAGAAGGUUGCACUUUCCAUUCUGACCCCGUUUGCCCCGGGGAGAGUCAGCUUCCUGAGGAACAAGAAGUGAUGGGAGGGAAGAGCGUCGCCACACCAGCUGUGACCAGCGUGGACACUGAGGCAGGGAAGCCUGGGUGUCAGUGGGUGGUCGAGAGUGCUCCAAACACAGAUGUCCUAGAUUCACUUCAAGAUGAUGUGAAGGAGGGAGAAGUUUGCCAGGAGAGCUCCCCAGAGCAGCCCUCGGAGGAGUGAGAGGCACAGUUUGGCAAGUCUUUCUUUGAACAGAUUCAAAGGGUUGUGGUUAUGGGUAUAUGUGGGAAUCGCAUGUGAGUUAUCUGAAAAAUUAUGAAAUAUUUCUUUAAGUUGAAUAAUAAAGCCAAAGGAAAUGCACACAGGCUACCAGCACAGAGGCCAACCUUUGUGGAAUCGAACUGCUCCACCUUGACUUUCUGCUUUAGCAUUUUCAUAGGAAUCACAAAGGCACUGGAGUGUUGGGGUGAGGCUGAAGGGGCCAAGAGGGGCAGCAGUGUUGCCACAGAGGCCGAAAGCAGCAGGAGCCCAGUUCUCUAUACUCCACACCUUUGGGCGGUACAGUUUUCUACCACACUUUAAGGAUUUUUAACUUUUAGUAAGAAUGCAAAAGUAUACUGUAAUUUCAGCCUUACUAUUUACUCUGUCAACUUCCCCGCCCUUAAGGGCUCAGCAUUUGUCCCUCCACAGGCUGCAAGGUCACCAGUCACAGUCACCCCUCCUGUGUGCAGCACUGGUGCUCAGUGGUAGGUCUCAGGAGACGCUGAGCAGGAACAAAGGAAGGAAGAUUGUAGUCUAUGGGACUGUAUGAGCCUGUUACUAAUUCUGCUAUCGGUUUCUUGUUAACUAAUUGUGUUGAUUUUUAUCAAUUAGCCACUUUUUAAGGAAAUUCAGAUGAGGCAAGGAAAUUGUAUUGGCAAGCAUAAGCCUGAGAGCAUUCCAAAUUAGCUUUAGACUGUGCAAAGAGCGCAGCUAAAUUACCAAGCUUAAAGCUACAAUUAAACAACCAUUAUUUGAACAGCUACUGCAUGCCACACACUGUUAGGUAUAAUAAUAAUAAUAAUAAUAAUAAUAAUAAUAAUAAUAAUAAUAAAGGUGAUUUGUCUUGUAUAAGUUAAAAGGCCCAUGAGAAUUUAGUCUAGAAGAAGAAAUCAUGCCAAUUUUCAAACAUGAUAGCUUUCUCUUUUUCCAUUCAAACAAUCCUGGGUUAUUCUAGGAUGGGGAAUGAAUGAACCCAAAAGCAUAGAUCACCAAGUUACAAAUGUCACCAGAAUUAGAAAUCAUUUGUUUGGUCGUUCAGCACAUUAAUUGAAUCCCUGUUAGGUACCAACCACUGGUGAUACCCUGUAUGAGAAGGGCGCUAUUCUUUUCUUUCUGAAAGGAACAGAAAGAAAUGUAUCUUCUAAAUGGAUAGUGAACUAUAACUGUUAAUAUUAAAAAUGGAGUGGACUUACUUGCACAAAUCUACAAAAAAGAUUGUUCUGUUCUUCUUUAGAAAAAUACUAGAUUAUUCCCUAAGAGUUUGUUUACUGUAUCUCGAAGCUUCCUUCAACAAUUUCAGUAUUACAUUCCAAAAUAUUACAUAAGGGCUUGUUUUGAUUAUCACCAAGUACAUUUAAUACAUCAAGCACAUCAGUUCUUUAGAGAAUUUGUUCUCUAGAGUUCAGCCAUUUAAUCGGGAAAUAAAAUAUUUCCUCCCAUGAUCUCAAGAAGAAUGUCUUGGAUAUCUAAGUCAUAAAGGAUUAAUAAUAGGAUCAGUAUAGUUUCAUAUUGAAGAACCUUAACUUUUCUUAGUGUUUGGACCCUGAGGUGCUUGAGGGAUCCCAUCAUAAUUAAGGAAGGUAGAGAUCAUUUCUCCCUUGGUUGCUGCUCAGCCAGUACACACUCACAUCCUGGCAUUUACCGUGGUGUAUUGAAAUUAUGUUUACUUCCUGACCCUCCUAGAAGGUCCUCUCGUCAAAGGACUGAAAUUCAGCCUUAGUCAUAAUUUGUGCUUUCUGCUGAAACUCUACAUCCUUGAGUUAUGGCUUCCUGCCCGGCAAGUAACUUUAAUAUCCCCAGUGUGUAACACUGGAACUGGUGCAGGAGGUGCUCAGGAAAUGCAGGAUCUGAACACCUGGCACACUGCUAUGCAGGGGCUACCUGCAGCUUGCUGUUAGGCAGGGAGAUGGUUUCAUUUAGGCUUUCUGCCCUUGUUGAAUCUUCCCUUAAAUAAAGUUCAGAGUCCAAAAGACAAAUGGCCAGAUGGCCAGAGGCACUGCCCAGCAAGACAGGCAGCCAAAGAAGCAGUCUCCAGCCCCACAAGGCCUGCUCUUCUCUCUGGGAGAACUGUGGAUACGUGGAGCCCCAGCUCAGGCCAGCCCUACCCCAGAGCAUUCCCAGCCUCCUCCCUUUGCUCGCCUCAAGGCUUCUUGCAUUCCAGGAGCCCUUCCAAUCCUAAGAGAGUUCAUUUCACUGCAUUAGAUGGAUGAACAUUAGUACCUUUCCUUUGUCCAUCCUGAAACUAGGCACUAAGUAGCAGAACAUGUUGGAAAACACAAUCAAGAACUUUUGCUAGAUAUAUUUCACAAAAACAAGCGCUUUCAUAUGAGCAGGACUAUUGUUACAUUUGAAAAUGGAAUAGAAACUGAAGUGCAUUGAAAUAUUCUAUAUCUGUGUUACUAUGCUGAAGGGGUAACUUCAUGUUAUCACGCCUUUGCCUUAUUUCUCAUACAGAUCUGUGUGUUUUGCUUUAGUGGUUUCCAGGCGAGCAAGGCCAUUAUGAUUUGAAAUGGGCAGCAUGAAAAGUCGCUGUGCUCUGCUCUGGGGAUCUCUGCUAUGGGCAAAGCCUUCAGACAUGCAUAAAACCUCAAGAUAUGCUUAGAAAAAAAAAUGACUUUAAACCAAGCUGUGUUAUUACUGGCCUUUCACAAAGAAAGAAUAUUUUCCUUAAAAAAAUGGUUUCUCAAGUUUUCCUGUUUUGCUUGGAGCAGACAGUAGUACCUUGCAGUAUGCACAGUAAACUCUCUCACUUUUUAAAAACUAUUUUGGAGAUUGAGGAUAAGAUUCCAUUUUAUCGAAAAGCUUUGUGAAGAGGCUGUAUGUGGGGCUGGGGAUGUAGCUCCUGGCACCAAGCCUGUGCAAGGUCCUGAGUUCAAUCCCUGGUACAAAAAUAAAAGAGGCUAUAUGUGAAGAACUGAAGAUCUUUAGGUAUGAUACUCUACAUCUUAUUAAAGAAUUCACAAGUCUGGUUUUGUAAUUCUCCAGAUGACAGGCAGUGAUUUCAGAGGGUUUUUACCAUUCCUUCAGAGAGAAAAAAAAAAGUGAUUUUUAAUUCAUUAGAAAAAGUGCUCAAUGGCCAGUGGUUCUGGCUUAGUAUUAGAGCACUUGCCUGGCAUGUAUAAAUCCUUUAUUUCAGACAGGCAUCAGUGAUAUGUGCUACAUAACAAUUUUAAUAUGAGGAAGAGAAGGACAUCCCUGACUCAAAAAAUAAUAGUUACACUGAAUAAAAAAGUUGGCAACAUGUGUUUCUACUUUCCCAUAAACAUAUGGGUUUCGGGGUUUUCUUUCUGAAGUCUGCAACUUUAAAAUUUAAAAAAAAAAUCUACAUUGUUUUUACAAUGGUUUAAUUUUUAUGGUCACUAUACAAAACACAUAAACUUAGAAUACUUUGUAACCAUGUAUUUACUCUGCCAAAUGCCUAUAUUCCAAUAAAAUGCUCACCUUAAAGAGCUGU
Molecule: messenger RNA, 6342 nt
Organism: Fukomys damarensis (Damara mole-rat)
Lineage: Eukaryota; Metazoa; Chordata; Mammalia; Rodentia; Bathyergidae
Gene: Niban1
Product: niban apoptosis regulator 1
Exons: 14
Coding region: 621-2849 (742 amino acids)
Source: RefSeq, a predicted model, not a curated record